Triticum dicoccoides is the source of this 1308-nucleotide messenger RNA. RefSeq lists its product as uncharacterized. NCBI's taxonomy places the organism in Eukaryota, Viridiplantae, Streptophyta, Magnoliopsida, Poales, Poaceae. The transcript is spliced from 3 exons. Gene Ontology annotation, cellular component: CCR4-NOT core complex; nucleus. The coding region runs from base 244 to 693 and encodes 149 amino acids. Gene Ontology annotation, biological process: regulation of DNA-templated transcription. The record is from RefSeq and is a predicted model, not a curated record.
UCAUCCCCAUCUACUCGCCGCCGCCACCUACGGCGCUGGAUACGACGACACAGCCAUGGCGGGAUCCUCCCUCGCGCGCCUUCAUCCACCGUCCUGCCACCCUCGCGCGCCCCAGUCCUUCUUCGCCGACGCGGCCAUGGCGGGAUCCUCCCUGCUCAAGCCAGCCCGAUCCUCCCCUCGAUCUCGUCAGAGUAGGCGGAGAUCGGGCCGCGGUGAUUCCCCUCCCCACCCAGCCACAAUGCCAUGCCCAAAUUAAGCCUCCCCCCUCCUCCGUCGCACCCAUCCCAUCCCCACUCCAAUCGCGCCGACCGCUCCUCUGCCCCACCGAGUCACCACACACUGGUGAGUGAGCCGUCGAUGGGAUGUGCGGCGGCCGCCCCCCAGCGACCAACUCCUGCAGAUGGAGACGGACUACCGGGGGCCAGUCGGAAGCUGCAGGGCGAGAUCGACCGCGUGCUCAAGAAGGUGCAGGAGGGCGUCAAUGUCUUCGACAGCAUCUGGAACAAGGUGUACGACACCGAGAAUGCCAACCAGAAGGAGAGGUUCGAGGCGGACCUCAAGAAGGAGAUCAAGAAGUUGCAGCGCUACCGCGACCAGAUCAAGACCUGGAUCCAGUCUAGGGAGAUCAAGGACAAGAAGAUCGUCUGGUCAAGGAGGACGCCAUUCUCUGUUUUGGGAAUUUUGUUGCAGUAAUUAUUAUAGCCAACAGUUCAGACUUGAUUUUGCAGGGAGCAAAUCUGCAUGUGCAAAGCGUGUAUGUGUGUGUGUAUCCAGUGAGCAAAUCUGUAGUAAGUACUGAGUAUACUAUCUGCUUUCUUUUAGUGUCUAUUCUCUGCUCGGUUCUCUUCUGACAUAUAGAUUAUUCAUCAUACUUUUAUGUGGUUGUUGUUCAUGCAAUAGAGAGCAACUUAAAAUGUGAUUUGAAAAUUAAUUUCCAGCCAAAUGAGCUUUUUUUUCUUCUAUAUAUUUUGUUGACAUUGAGUUUCUGAAUUGCUUUAUAUUAGGAUCGGGCUGAGUAUUUGUGAUGGCUGAGUCUUUCUGAUGUUACUUUAUGGUCACCAGCUCACCGGUGUACAUGUUUGCUUUCUGUUGGAUUCUUGGUGUGCUAGGAAGCACUCUUUAUACUUCCAGGGUGCAUUUUUAUAUGUGAGUAUCUUAUGUUGUUGUAAGCAUUAACAGAAUAUGCCGUGUGCAGGGAGCUCAGCAUCCGAGUCCCAGCCCACCCCUCACCCUCGCUCCGAUCCCAAGGUACCGCGUGGUUUCCGGCCAGUUCAAGAUUUUGGCUUCUGCGGGCUCUCAUGAGGUUGG